AUGGCUGAGGAUGACGGAAUCCUCCUACGGGAGGUGGACUUACAGCCAGAGGCGCAGGUCGUCGGUUCAACACAGCUCUUCAAGGGGGGGGUAAUGCAGUUCGUGCCCAUGCCAACUCCGGAUCCCAAAGACCCCCUGAACUUACCCACGUGGCGAAAAUGGGCAGCCAUAGCAGCGCUGUGCUUUUUCGGCGCCCUCGCCUUGGCAGCAGAAGCCACCAUAGGAUCUCUCGUGCCCAUCUUCGUACUCGAGUACGCUGGCCGAAACCCCAAGUCCCUAAGCUCCAUCACCCACGGUUCCCACAAACCGGGGCAAAUCAACCUCAACCCGCUCUCGGUUCUGGAUGGUAUCGGCGGCGAGCCGAUUUCCAAAGUCUCCCUGAUCGCCUCACUGCCUAUCAUCGUCAACGGCGUGGCUUCCUUCAUCCUGGUACCCCUAUCCAUCGCCGUCGGCACAAGUCUCAAUAGUCAUCUGGCCGCACGCGUGUGUCAGGGCUUCGGCGCCGGUGCGGUUGAGGCCCUCAUCGCGCUAAUCAUACAGGACGUCAUGUUCAUCCACCAGCGCAACAAGGCCAUCUCGCUUGUGGGCGCCAGCCAGGGGCUCAUCGUCGUCAGCCUAGGUGUGUCGGCCCCUGUCAUCGUCGCCCGGCUGAGCUGGCGGUAUCUCUACUGGAUCACGGCAAGCGCCGGGGUUGUCGCCUGGCUUGGUCUAAUUGCUUUCGUGCCGGAGACGCGCUGGAUUAGGUCGAGUGAGGAGCUUGCAGGGAAGUCGAUGCACCUCAUUCAACCGGGGGAGACAAGACCCCAGCUCAAUUAUGCGAGGUACGGGUACAGGACUAAUUGGACCGAGUUUGGCGUGUUGAAAGUUACGCCGAAUCAAUGGAGGCUGGCGAGAAUUUCUGUUGUUGAGACGAUCAAGGCUGCGUUUUUCCCGAAUGUUUUCUGGAUGGUUCUGCUGAACUCCAUCCUCGUCGGCGCCGUCUCUGCCGCUUCCCAGACGGGGUCAGCCGUUCUGAUUGCUGCUGGGUGGAAGUUUGAGAAUUUGGGGUUGGCGGCGAUGCCUGUUGUUGUUGCUACGCCGUUUAUUUGGUUCUUUGGCGGGUUCUUGGCGGACAAGAUAAGCAACUUCCACGCUAAGCGCAAUGGUGGGCAGAGGGAGCCCGAGGCACAUUUGAUUAAUUUAGUUAUUCCUCUGUUGGCGGGUAUUACUGGCCCGCUUCUCUUUGGGUUUGCGGCAUCGAAUAUUAGGACGUUGCCAAGUAUAGUCGUGCUCGUCGGUAUCUUCCUCAUGGGGUUUGGGGCAUUGACUACCAGUGCGGUCAUCAGUGUGUACUUGGUGGAGAGUUAUCCCAACUACGCUGGUCCCGUCCUAGUCAGCGUCUCUUCCUUCCGCCUUAUAUUCGGCUUCCUCCUCAGCUUCAAGAUAACCAACCUCAUCAUGGCCCGCGGCUUCCUCAAUAUGUUCGGUAUUUACAGCGGCGCUCUUGCCGCCGUCGCGCUGCUGUUGCCCGUCAUAUAUAUAUACGGGAAACCCAUACGUGCGUGGUCUGCGGGAAGGCUCGAAGCCACCUCAGUGGCUAAGGAAGUGUAUGAUGAGGAGGAGGAUGAUGGAGACCGGGGGUUUGAGCCACACGAUCGUAAGAGGAGGGGUAGGAGUAGAGAGACUGUGCGUAUUGGGAAGGCGUUCUAA
Pseudomassariella vexata is the source of this 1689-nucleotide messenger RNA. Its product is annotated as major facilitator superfamily domain-containing protein. Gene Ontology annotation, molecular function: transmembrane transporter activity. Bases 1 to 1689 code for a protein of 562 amino acids. Gene Ontology annotation, biological process: transmembrane transport. NCBI's taxonomy places the organism in Eukaryota, Fungi, Ascomycota, Sordariomycetes, Amphisphaeriales, Pseudomassariaceae. The transcript is spliced from 5 exons. The record is from RefSeq and is a predicted model, not a curated record.